Messenger RNA from Notothenia coriiceps (black rockcod), 917 nucleotides. RefSeq names its product formin-like protein 3. Lineage: Eukaryota; Metazoa; Chordata; Actinopteri; Perciformes; Nototheniidae. The transcript is spliced from 4 exons. The coding region runs from base 17 to 442 and encodes 141 amino acids. The record is from RefSeq and is a predicted model, not a curated record.
AACAGGAAGUCUCUUGAUGUCAAUGGCUGAAGAUGGAGAGCUGCCCGACCUGGAGUGUAUUGAGCACAAGGAGGUCCGCCCCCAUGGCCAGAGUAUGGACACCAACCCGUUCAGCGCUCUGCUGAUUGAUCAAACUGUCAGCUACAGUGGCUCGUCCCUAAGCAACAAAUCGCCUACCCCCGACCCCACAUGUCCCCCCCCCAGCUCCCUCACUCCUCCAGAUUUGAUCCUGACCCAGAAGACCCCAGCUCACUGUAAAGCUGACCUUCAAAUGCCGAGCAUGACUCCUACACCAUCCCUGGUCCGGCCCCCUCCCUCGCUCAGGACCCUGAGCCACCACAUCCCUGACCUAUACCAAAUCAAUCACCGCCAGGGUGAUCAGGGUCCAGUCUCUCCAUUCAUCCUGCGAAACCUCUUGUUCCCUCUGUUUGGGGCCAGGUAGGUGGUCCUACAGUACACCCCCGUCUGAAUGAGUCAAAACACAAAGGAAGGAACAUUUAUUCCUUAAAUUCCUGAAAGAUUUGUGAAUCCAUUUUGGUAAUAAUUUUGUCAGCAAGCAGUUGAUUUACUUAGUGACAUGUAUAUAAACCGUUUUUAUAAGUUCAUUUUAAGAUAUACUGGAUUAGUUAAGUUGUAUGCGAGUUCUCUAUUUUAUUUUAUCUGUCUUAUUGUAGGUACAGUUAAGACUUGAAAAAUAAAAGAAAUAGAUGGCUGUUAUUUUCUUAAUGUGAAUAGAGCUGCAAAUUCUUUUUGUCUUUAAAAUAAUGCUUUGUUUGAGUUUCUCAGAAGCCAUCGAGAUGUCUGUAAUGUGUUCAAUUGUGAAGUUAUAAUAUUAAUAUUGCUGUUCUGGAACAAAUGAAAGUUAUGAUUAAUGCAAAUUUUAUUUUUGAAAAUAAAUCUUGUUUGAUCUAAUAUUU